AUGGCGGAGUUUCUAAACAAAAUAAAAAGGUUAGGUAGGAAGAACAAAAAUGAGAGAAACAGUGUAUAUUCGGUGGUGUCGUGCAGUGACCUGACGCCGGGCAGCUUGGAGGUGUGGGUGGACCUUCCAGACGAGAUCAAGUACGACCCAUCGUUGGCUCCCUUCAAGCAAUUGUAUGAGCAACACCAUGGCAAAUUGGAUACAAGGGAUAGUAACACGGAAGGGGAAAAAACUGUUUUUAAUAGAGGAACGGUGGAAAAUACUAUACCAGUUGAAAACAAUACGGGAAAUGACUUCAUCGUUAAGGAUAACGAGAAUCGACUGAAAGAAACAACAAAACCAGAAGAUGAAAAGGAAACGAGAACAGCGACGAAGAAAAAGAUAGACCGAGCGCUGCGUGUUUUCAAGCUGACAGCAUUGGUGGCAUGCUGGUUGCUCGUGACAGUCUCGCUUCUCCUCAACAUGGAAACAAGCGACGUGGUACUGCACACUGCGGUAGAGGCUGGCGAUAUUAAAGAGUACCAACUAAAUCCCACUUCAGUGAAGAUUAAAGUACUUAUUACACUGACGGGACCGUUCGAAGAAGCUACGACCAACAACACAAUGAAUUUACUCCAUUUAUGGCUGCGUAAGAGCUCCAGGAAUGAGAGUACUGAAUUUGAACAGAAUUCCACCAUCUGGAUGGUACCCUUGAAGGCCGAUGACGUAAUGGAUUUCGCACCAAGUGUGUCAGACAGUAAAAUAUUAGAGUUCGAACAAAAGAACUUUGCUCCAUUUAACGCGAACGAUACGCACGAGCUGAACUUAACAGGGCUCCUGCUGAAAGGCCAAGUCUCGAAUGACCUUGAGACAGACAUGUUUGGAAACGAUACAGAAAUCACUCUGUGCUUGUCGACUACAAGCAACAACACAGUUCCAAUCACAGUGAGCUACCACUUGGACCCGAUCUCCGAGGAAGAUGGCAUCAUCUACGCAUCGCUCUUGCUGCUUUCGCUGUACAUAUUGAUUAUAUUCGAGAUAGUGAACCGCACGAUAGCAGCGCUUCUAUCGUCGUCCUUGGGUAUCGCUGUACUCGCUUUGGGCGGGGCUCGGCCAUCGUUGCCCGAGCUGGUCUCCUGGCUCGACGUGGAGACUCUACUGUUGCUGUUCAGUAUGAUGGUGCUCGUCGCGAUCCUCGCGGAGACCGGCCUGUUUGAUUACUUAGCUGUUAUCGCUUUUGAGGUGACAGGGGGAAGAACUUGGCCUCUGAUUAACUGCUUGUGUUUUUUCACUGCAUUCUUCUCUACCUUCCUAGACAAUGUCACGACUGUGCUUUUAAUGACACCAGUGACUAUAAGGCUCUGCGAGGUAAUGCAGCUUAACCCAGUGCCGGUGCUGAUGUCAAUGGUGAUAUUUAGCAAUGUGGGUGGCGCAGCUACUCCCGUUGGUGAUCCACCCAACGUCAUUAUUGCCAGUCACCCAUCUGUCUUACAAGCGAAUAUCAAUUUCACAACGUUCACUCUUCACAUGGGGCUUGGAAUACUUCUGGUGGCGGCCCAAACGUACCUGCAGCUGCGAUACAUAUUCCGAGAUAUUAACACGCUCAGACACACUGUGCCUAGAGAUAUACAGGAAAUGCGCCAAGAAAUUGCAGUGUGGCGUCGUGCAGCUGCUUCCUUAGCUUCGUACUCGAGGGACGAAGACAUCGUAAGGAGAGCCUUAGAGAAAAAGGUGCAGAAACUGCACGUAACAUUGUUGAAGAGGGAAGCGGGCGGGGGUAAAUCAAAAUCUGAUCCACAUUUCUGUUCUACGCUAGCGCAUAUGAAACAAAAAUACCGCAUCAGAGACAAGCAGCUGUUGGUGAAGUCAGUGGUAUGCGUCGCUUUUGUUGUUAUCGUGUUCUUUCUUCACGCAAUACCGGAACUGCAACGGCUCUCGCUGGGUUGGACGGCAUUACUUGGCGCAAUUUUACUCCUGCUUUUGGCAGAGCGGGAUGACCUCGAACCGAUCCUGGCGAGAGUAGAAUGGUCCACUUUGCUGUUCUUUGCCGCGUUGUUUGUACUGAUGGAGGUACUUUCGAAACUGGGCCUCAUAUCUUGGAUUGGAAGGAUUACAGAAUCACUCAUACUGAAAGUCGGUGAGGAAUCACGGCUGACCGUCGCAAUCAUGCUUAUUUUGUGGGUGUCGGGUAUCUCGUCGGCGUUCGUGGACAACAUCCCGCUGACGACGAUGAUGGUGCGCGUGACGGCGGCGCUGGCGGCGCCGGGCGGGCUGGCCCUGCCGCUGGCGCCGCUCGCCUGGGCGCUCAGCUUCGGCGCCUGCCUCGGAGGUAACGGUACACUAAUCGGAGCCAGUGCUAACGUGGUCUGCGCAGGAGUUGCAGAACAACACGGCUACAGGUUCACCUUUAUGGAAUACCUGAAGAUCGGCUUCCCAGUUAUGUUAGGAAACCUUGUUGUUGCAUCGGCCUAUCUUUUAUUUUGUCAUAGCAUAUUUAACUGGCAUUGA
Messenger RNA from Parnassius apollo (apollo), 2487 nucleotides. Lineage: Eukaryota; Metazoa; Arthropoda; Insecta; Lepidoptera; Papilionidae. The record is from the annotation of a GenBank genome assembly.